AUGAAUGUCCAAGAAUAUAUUGAUAACCAAGCUGCCUUAGAGGAAGAGGCAAGAGCUGCGAUGCCAUGGGAACCUAAGAAAUGUACUUACGAAAUGGGUUCCAUUAGACAACAGAUAUUUGCAUGUAGAACCCAUGAAAACAUUGGGAUAUGCUACUCAUGCUCAGUUAUGUGCCAUACAAAAUGUGAUAUAGUGGAAUUAUUCACAAAGAGAAACUUCACUUGUGACUGUGGGACAGAAAGAGAUAAAAUGAUAAAGGAGCAUAAUUGUAAAUGUGAUGUUCGCAAAAAUGUUGAAAAUGAUAUCGCUUCUUUGAGUAAUAAAUAUGGGCAGAAUUUCAAGGGAUUAUUCUGUAGUUGCUCAACAGAAUAUGAUCCCGAUUCGAAAGCAGUAAUGUUGCAAUGUGUGCUAGGAAUAGAGUGUGACGAAGAUUGGUAUCAUGAUUCUUGUAUAAUGGGGAUUGAUGACUCCAAGAAAGACGCCCAAGUUAGAAUUGAUGAUCCAGUAUCGGGAGAAAGUACAAUUGAGGGAUUCCCGCAUUUGGAUUCAUUUGAUGCUUUCAUAUGCUGGAAAUGCAUUUCAAAGUAUGACUAUUAUUUUAAAAGAAUAUUAUCGCAUCAUGCGUCAGAUAAAAUUAUUCAAUGUAAGCUGGGGCGUGAUUCUGAAAUCAUACCUGAUAAAAUAAAUGAAAAUGGGAAAAGGGUUAUUGAAGAGGGACAGAAUAACGGCGAGUACUCUGUGUUCUUGAAAAGUGAUUACUCUAAAGAAUUUAAAACAUUAAAGGCUAAAUUGGAAAAGGACGAUAAAUUAUUUAUUUUCUUAGAUAAAAUAGCCCCAUUUCUCAUUGAAGAUGACCCAAUUUAUGAACCUGCUGCCGAACCAGAGGAUGAUACGGAUAUUAUUCAAUUAGUGUCGAAAAUUUUGCAAAAUGGAGCUAGUGUCGGCGGUGUCGUUGAUACAAUGGUGACAUUCAAUUCAAUGAAAACUAAACUAAAUGAAUAUUUAAAGAGUUUUGCUGAGAAUAACAGGGUCGUUAAAGAAGAAGACGUUAAGAAUUUUUUCCGAAGCGUAGAAGAAUAA
Messenger RNA from Naumovozyma dairenensis CBS 421, 1080 nucleotides. RefSeq lists its product as uncharacterized. Gene Ontology annotation, molecular function: zinc ion binding; ubiquitin protein ligase activity. The transcript has a single exon. The record is from RefSeq and is a predicted model, not a curated record. NCBI's taxonomy places the organism in Eukaryota, Fungi, Ascomycota, Saccharomycetes, Saccharomycetales, Saccharomycetaceae. Gene Ontology annotation, cellular component: cytoplasm. The coding region runs from base 1 to 1080 and encodes 359 amino acids.